AUGCCGUCACGUCCUCGCCUACCGACCCGCCUGACGCUGCGUCGUAACAAGAGCAGCACCGCCCAGGUCGACGCCUCAUCCGCCCCGCCAACACCUCCUCUUCAGCAGCCUCAGAGCCGCAACGAAAGUCCUAUUCGACCAGGAAACUCUACCACGAACAGCAACGGAAGCAUGUCGACGUCGUCAAAAUCACCGGGAGAUUUGCGUGGAGACCACAAGGGCAUGGGAGUAGUCUUGCGUGUACAGGUGCUCAAAGGCCGUAACCUGGCUGCAAAGGACAAGUCGGGCACGUCUGAUCCAUUCCUCGUCUUGACCCUUGGUGAUGCAAAGGAAGCCACGAGCGUGGUCAGCAAGACCUUGAACCCGGAAUGGAAUCAAACCUUCGAACUGCCUAUCAACUCUGCAGAUUCGGCCUUGUUGGAAGGUGUUUGCUGGGACAAAGACCGCUUUAGGAACGAUUACAUGGGCGAAUUCGACGUGGUGUUGGAAGAUGWCUUUGCUUCGGGAAGCAUUGCUCCAGAGCCAGUAUGGUACAAGCUGGAGAGCAGGCGUAGUGGCCGCCGGAAGAAGAAGGACUCCAACGUGACAGGCGAAGUCCUGCUCAAAUUUGCUCUCUACGAUCCAAUCAAUGCCGCCGCCACUGCUCAGCAUGUCUUGCAGAAAUUCACGGGUCUUGUGGCAGAUUCGGGCGAAGACGACGAGGAUGAGGACGAAGAGGAUAUGCUCCGACGAUAUGGUACUCGGGAUCUGGACGAUGUGGACGAGGAAGAUGACGAGAAGGAUCCCUCAGAUGAGACCGAUGACGGCAUGAGGACACCACCCGUGGGUACAGCAGACGAGAAGCAGAAGCAUCGUCGACGCCGCAAAUUGAGGCGGCUGAGGCGCAGGACCAAGCAAAAGGCGUACGAAUUCGGUGUCAUGUCUGAUGUAGCCGGCGUGCUGUUCCUGGAGAUCAACAAGAUCACGGACCUACCACCUGAGAAGAACAUGACCAAGACCACCUUUGACAUGGAUCCUUUCGUCGUGACGUCCCUCGGCAAGAAGACAUAUCGAACCAAAACCAUCAAUCACAACCUCAACCCUGUAUUUGACGAGAAGCUGGUCUUCCAGGUUCAAAAACACGAAACGAGUUACAGCUUGUACUUUGCGGUCGUCGAUCGGGACAAGUUCUCUGGCAACGACUUUGUUGGCACGGCCAACUUCUCUUUGGACAAAGUCAGAGAGCUCGCACCGGAAGCAGACCCAGAGACURGCUUGUAUAAGCUGCCAGAUCCAGAUGAUGUCACCGAGGGCAAACAUCGCAGGAAGCGUUUCCGCAAUCCGCUGUCUAGGAGCACGAGUCAGGUUAACCUUCCCAAGUCUGGCGGCAAAAGAAGUUCCCAAACUGACCUCACUAAGCUGAGCAAAUCUCCGAGCAGCAACAGUAUCCAGGGCUCACCAAGACCUAAUCUGACCCCGAAGAUGUCGGAUGCGUCCUUUACAGAUCGCACGCGGCCAGCACCCAUUUCUAUGCCGAGUACAACGAGCUAUGAGGAAUUUGAUACCCCGGCAGACGAGACCGAUUUCCACUCGUUYRAGAUUCCGCUAGAGCUGAAGAAUAAGCAGCGGUGGGAAGACAAGCACAGCCCUGUCCUCUACGUCCGUGCCAAGUACCUGCCUUACAAGGCUUUGAGACAACAAUUCUGGCGUGUGUUACUGCGACAGUAUGAUGCUGAUGAGAAUGGAAGGCACGACAAAGUCGAGCUUGUCACUAUGCUGGACACUCUCGGGAGUACUCUUCACGACCGCACAAUCGAUGGAUUUUUCGAGCGCUGGAAGGACGUCAACGGCGGGGAGGAAAUUGUGACCACUGACCAAGCUGUUAUGUGCCUGGAGGAACAGUUGAUGAAGACUCAAGCGACACAUCAUCAUCACAUGGCGAACCCACUUGCAGGUUUGAAGAAGCAAGAUCCUUCUACGUCGACUGCACGUCUCUCUCACACGACGAGUAGCUCACCAAAUCAGACACCCCCGAAUGGCUCGCAGAUGCCAUCAAAUUUCAUUCCUGGCAGUAACACAAUCCCCACACUGGAAGUAAGCGAGAUGGGCGCUCCUGGCGAGGAGGGCAAAUACCUCACGACAGACGAGACCGUGGGCAUUGAUGACGAUGUCGAGCAAGACCUCAACGAAGACCCGGAGUCCAAAGAGGAGCACGUUGUCGAGAUUCACGAGUGUCCCAUUUGCCAUCAGCCACGGCUCGCAAGAGGGCGGAGGACGACCGACGCGGAUAUCAUCACCCAUAUUGCGACCUGUGCCAGCAGUGAUUGGCGGGCAGUCAACAAUCUGGUCAUGGCUGGCUUCGUAUCAAGCUCUCAAGCUCAGCGAAAGUGGUAUUCAAAGGUUCUCACAAAGGUCUCUUACGGAGGCUAUCGCAUUGGUGCGAACAGUGCCAACAUCUUGGUACAAGACAGGCUUACUGGUAUGAUCAAUGAAGAACGAAUGAGCGUAUACGUCCGUCUGGGCAUUCGAUUGCUCUACAAAGGCUUGAAAAGUCGCGAGAUGGAGAAGAAGCGAGCGCGCAAACUACUCCGCUCCAUGUCUCUCAAGCAAGGUCGCAAGUAUGACGAUCCUGCCUCUGCCUCCCAGAUUCCAGGAUUCAUAAACUUCCACCAGUUGGACAUGGGCGAAGUUCUGCAUCCCAUGAACCAUUUCAAGACAUUCAACGAGUUCUUCUAUCGCGAAUUAAAACCCGAUGCACGUCCUUGCUCCGCGCCCGAUGAUCCGCACAUUGUCGUCAGCCCUGCUGAUUGCCGAUCUGUCGUCUUCAACCGCAUCGAAGAUGCUCAGCGCAUUUGGGUGAAAGGUCGCGAGUUUAGCAUCGAGCGCUUGCUCGGAGAUGCAUACCCAAAUGAUGCUAAGCGGUAUCACAAUGGAUCUCUGGGAAUCAUGCGUCUGGCACCACAGGACUAUCAUCGCUUUCACAUCCCCGUUGACGGCGUCAUGGGCGAGCCAAAGCUGCUGGACGGCGAGUACUACACUGUCAACCCCAUGGCUAUUCGGUCCGCUCUGGAUGUGUACGGAGAGAAUAUUCGAGUGUGUGUUCCCAUCGACUCCGUCUGUCAUGGGAGGGUGAUGGUCAUUUGCGUUGGCGCCAUGAUGGUUGGCUCCACAGUCAUCACGCGAAAGAAGGGUGAGAACGUCAAGCGUGCGGAGGAGCUUGGUUAUUUCAAAUUCGGAGGCUCGACUCUGCUGCUGCUAUUCGAGCCGGGUGUUAUGCGGUAUGAUGAGGACUUGGUGGCGAACAGCAGCGGAGCGCUGGAGACUUUGAUUCGAGUCGGAAUGUCUAUUGGACGCACGACUGGCCAUGCUCCGCACACCGCUGACAUGCAAAAGACGAAUCCAACAGAGAGCGAGAAGGAAGAUGGCAAGCGCCGAAUUGAAGGCUCUCUCGCACCCAGCAGUGGUAAGACUGGGCCAAAGAUCGCCGGAUAA
This is a messenger RNA of Ramularia collo-cygni, 3471 nucleotides long. RefSeq names its product related to phosphatidylserine decarboxylase. The transcript has 4 exons. Gene Ontology annotation, molecular function: phosphatidylserine decarboxylase activity. The coding region runs from base 1 to 3471 and encodes 1156 amino acids. Gene Ontology annotation, biological process: phospholipid biosynthetic process. Lineage: Eukaryota; Fungi; Ascomycota; Dothideomycetes; Mycosphaerellales; Mycosphaerellaceae. The record is from RefSeq and is a predicted model, not a curated record.